Molecule: messenger RNA, 577 nt
Organism: Zingiber officinale
Lineage: Eukaryota; Viridiplantae; Streptophyta; Magnoliopsida; Zingiberales; Zingiberaceae
Product: actin-depolymerizing factor
Exons: 3
Coding region: 143-577 (144 amino acids)
Biological process (GO): actin filament depolymerization
Cellular component (GO): actin cytoskeleton; cytoplasm
Molecular function (GO): actin filament binding
Source: RefSeq, a predicted model, not a curated record
GGUGAUAAUGAAGUGGUGAAAAGAGGUUCCAUGUAUCAGAGCUCUAAGGAGGUCAGGAGAAUGAGAAAGCAACGAGAAGGGAGGAGGAAAGUAGACUUUGGGUGCAGUGAUGAUGCUUUUAUUUCAUUUGAGAUUGUAGAUCAUGUGCCUAAGCAUAUCGGCAAACUCGGCGUCCGGAAUGGCAGUUAAUGAUGAGUGCAAGCUCAAAUUCUUGGAGCUGAAAGCCAAGAGGAAUUUCCGUUUCAUCAUCUUCAAGAUUGAUGAGGCACUACAACAAGUCACGGUGGAGAAGCUAGGCAAACCCGGCGAGAGCUAUGAUGAUUUCACAACAUCCUUUCCCCCGAAUGAGUGCCGCUAUGCUGUUUUUGAUUUCGACUUUGUUACCGAUGAAAAUUGCCAAAAGAGCAAGAUCUUCUUCAUUUCUUGGGCUCCGGAUGCAUCAAGAGUGAGGAGUAAGAUGUUAUAUGCUAGCUCCAAAGAUAGAUUCAAGAGAGAACUCGACGGCAUUCAAGUUGAGUUGCAGGCCACUGAUCCAAGCGAGAUGAGCCUUGACAUCGUUAAAGAGAGAGCUUUAUGA